This is a messenger RNA of Saccharomycodes ludwigii, 3825 nucleotides long. It is a transcript of the gene BCK2, whose product is annotated as Bck2p. The coding region runs from base 1 to 3825 and encodes 1274 amino acids. The record is from RefSeq and is a predicted model, not a curated record. The transcript has a single exon. NCBI's taxonomy places the organism in Eukaryota, Fungi, Ascomycota, Saccharomycetes, Saccharomycodales, Saccharomycodaceae.
AUGAAGUCCAGUAAUAAGGACGGCCGUGAUGUUGAUACGAACGUAACUGGCAUAAAGGAAAUCUCAAACUGUACUUCGUCUUUUCCCUCCACUAGAAAUAGUAAAUCAAAUACGGCUUCUCCGGUUUCUUCAAAAUGGAGGAUCCCACACUAUUAUAAAAGACAACAGCAUCAACGAUCCACUUUUUCCAAGAAAAAGACUGAUAAUUACGAGGAUACAAGCACUUCUUUACAGAGUACUAAAGAUGUUGGUAUUAAAGGUAAUUUAGUUGCCAACGAAAUGCAAAUACCAAACAAUUUAUCACCGAAUAAGAAGAACACCUCAAUAGAGGAUUCCACUUUGAAAAAUCGUGUGAAUAUUAUGCAAUCUCCUACAAGAAUACAAUUGGGUGAUAACACAUGUACACCAUCUUCCGAGUGGUCACCUAGAGGUAGGAGAUCUAAGGGUAAAAAUAAACCUAUGAUUUUUGUAAAUUAUUCUGUGAAAGACGCUGAUCAAGCAUCACCACCAAAAAUUAUAACUCCUGUUUCUACGGCAUCACCUUCCUUUGUUACCUCUUCCUCAAGUACACUCAAUCUUUUACCAAAAAAUAAAAAGUUUACCACGAGUAAUAAAACUGCUAGUUCUGAAAAUAUUACUGACACUAGUAGUACAAAUGGCCAUAAGAGAAUGCUAAAAUUAUUUAGAUCAAAAUCUGCCAUUAUAAACCGCAACAGAUCUUCUUCCAACAACGUUUCUUCAACUUCUUCUUUCAAUGGUAAUAUUUCAAGUCCACUUUCAUUGUCAUUCACUAACAAUAACGAUGCUUCCAUUGAGAUGAAUCAUGCAGCUGCUACUUUAGAGGAUGUUAGUGAGCUAAUUAGCCUAUGCAAUACUAAGAGUUUACAUUCAUCUUCUAAUACUGCUGAGAGUAAUAGCGAUAGUAAUAUACAUGAGUCGAGUAUUUUGCCAACUAAAAGACCACGUUCUAGGAAAAAUGCUGUAGCGACUACAACACAGGCAGCUACCGCUAAUUCUAAGAAUAGUAAUCCUAUAUUUGUAGAUAAUACUCAAAAUGCUGCGUCUUUACGGAAACCAAAAUUGAAAAGGUCUAAGAGUACCACCAUUGCUACAACUAAUACAAACCAUAAUAAAAUAAAUACGAAGAAAGAACAGAAUGAAGAUGAAAAUGAUGCUUCGAUUGCAUUUAACAAGAUGCUGAUUUUUCCUAGAAAAAGAACAAAUACAUGCGGGUCUAUGAAUUCGAAUUUUUCAGUCAGUAACAAUGGGGGUACUGAUAUCAACGUGAAUAAUAAUAGUUCUAUUGCAGCUGCUACUACAGGUGUGUAUCCAUCCACAAAAAAAAAUAUUGUCCGAAAUUUAUCUACAAAUUCAAUAGCAUCACUGAGGUUUUCUCCUGUGAGAAAAAGUUCGCCUCAAAGAGCAAGGUCUAGCAGUAACGUUACGUCUAGCAGCUCAAUAGCAUAUAGUAGCGGCAGUGCUACCAGUAGUACUACGGCAACCUCAAACAGUGGCAAUAAUACACCCAUUAAUUCAUUGAACAAUAAUGAUUAUGUUGGGAUAUUAAAUAAAGGAAAUUGUAUUAGUAUACUUCCUAAUGCAUACAGUGGUAAUGGCGGAUACAGUACUAAUUCCGCACAUAGACUUUCAUUUAACACAAAGGGUGUUAAUGCUUAUAGCAAUAAUAUCAAUACUAAUAACAAUCCUUUGUUAAAAACCAACGUCAUUAAUUACAACGACAACAAAAACAACAGCAACAAUAACAACAACAAUAAUAAUAACAACAACAACAACAAUAAUAAUAAUAGUAAUGAUAACAAUAACAAAACAAAUAAUUGUAUAAACGCCCCUAACAUUAAUGCCACCACCAGUGUUUGUUCAUCUUCCACGCCAUCCUCUUCGAAUUAUUAUUCAUUAACGCCUGGCAAUUCCAAUAAUAAUUUAAAUAUAAUAAAUACUAACGGUAGUAAUAGCAGUAUUUCAUCAUCUGUAUCCACCAGAGCUAAUUCUGUUACCUAUUAUAAUACGAAUAACUCUGGCGCUUUCCCCGUUUCUACGGAUAAUACUACAGGGAAUAGUAGUACAACCAUUGAUUUUACUGCAAACACAUAUAUACCUCCCAAUAUACAAGAACAGGGACAGCUAUCUUCUGGACAGUUGCAAAACAAUUUUUGUCAUCAAACUUUCCAUUCUAAUGCUACCAGUAGCUCUACUUACCUGGACACUGGUGGUAGGUCAAUUUAUCAACAUAACUAUACUAGUUGCAGUGAUGCUGGUAAUCAUAAUAAUACAGUUAGUUUGAACAACACCGACAAUAACCUUGAAAGUAAAAAAUAUGACGAUUAUUUGAUGGGUAACGACAGUAGCUUGGUGACAAAUAGUAGCGAUGAUAAUAAUAAUAAUAAUAAUAAUGUUAAUUUAACUAUAGAUACAAAUAUUGCUAAUUUGUAUACAUCAGCUGGAUUAUCUUCAACACCCGUUAUAAGCACAGCAUCAACUUUACGUCCUAUGAAUAGUGCUAUUUCUGCAGGAUCCUUCAAGGAGUUUGAUACCAGCAAUACUAGUGCUAGUAGCGCCAACUUGUACAGACAUAGUUCUAUUUCGACUGCAUUGAAUGGUGUUUUGAACAGCGAUGAUAAUUAUAAUAACAUUAUUGGCGUAAACGCAGAUGUUGGUAGUAAUGAUGGCAGCGGUAGUAAUGUUGUAAGUUCUAAAAAAAGCAGCAAGAUGAAUGGUAUAAGCGUGGUGUCUGAGUUUGAGGAUUAUGGUUUAGACACUGGAAACAUAGCAGCAAAAUCACCAUUUAAUGUUGAUAAUAAUGUUGAUAGACUUAACAUUAAUAUGAAAGAACGCAACAAUACUGACAACAAACGCAGCAAUGUCAUAAAUAAUACAGCCUCUUAUUUUGAAAAACAACAACCAUGUUACAAUAAUAUUGGUCAAUCUAACACCAUAAAUAAUAUGGAUUUGACUGGUAAAAAUAGCAUUAAUCACACUAAUAAUUAUACUGUGGUUUCAAGUACAAUGGACGAUUAUCAUAAUGAAUCUCAUAGUUGUGAUAAAAAUAGCGGUAGUAUUAUAAGAGAGUCCUGCGCCAAUAAAACUAUGAAUGAAAUUGAUAGAGGUUUUGUUGGUUUGAAUAAAGGAAGCCUUGAUAAUCACGGUGGUGGUCGCACAAUGACUGGUGAUACGAUUGAUUAUGCGAACUUUGUUAUGAAUGAGAAAACAAGAGACUCCAAUUAUGAAAAGGGGACUAAUGAGGGUGUGGCUGAUACUAUAUCGGCAUUUAAUGAUAAGAGUGUGAUAAUAAAUACUGGGAUAGGUUCUAAAGCUAUAAACCUAAGCAGAUAUAUUUCAGAACAAAACAAUUUUAGAAAGGCUAGUUCCGACUUGUUAGUAGUAAGGGAUUCUCUUACAACUACACCUGUAAUGAAGAAUAUGGGUAUGAAUUCAUCGCCUACUACUGUUAAAUUGGAUACUAAUAUUUAUUAUAACCAAACGCAUCUUAACAAUUAUGACAAUUGUAGCUUUAUUAAUUCUGAGUGCCUUAAUAACAGCGAUAUAACGCUAAAUGCUACUAACGUUGGAUCACACCUUACUACUACUAUUACUACUAAUAAUAAUAAUAAUAGUAAUAAUAAUGAUCAAACUAGUGAUAGUAACGAAAUUUUUGGGUUUCCUACUGCGCAAACAUUCGACGAACAUAUGAAUUUAUUAAUGAAUGCAAUUAAUGGAACAGAUGGAUCAACCACCACGAACUAUUACGAAGACAAUUCAACUAAUGGACUUAAUAAUAGCGGCGAUGAUGAAAACUACAUGCAAUAA